AUGCCUAUCGAGUCUCAUCCCGCAAUAGGUUACGGAACUAUCACCCAGCUUAUGCCGGGGAUGCAAACGAUGUCCCUUCCUCCCCAGUGCCGCUGCUCCAUAGUCGUCAAGCCCUUGAAGAUGGUCCGUGGGAAUGCGUGCAACGACGUGAUGUUCUUUUACAUCGGAGACCGUUGCCCGGUGGAGAAGGGCAAGACGUACCUUUUUGGCGGAGAGGAGGACGAGGGCAUGCUUGUGUUUAAGGCGGCGGAGGCUGUUGCCUCGGAAGACGAGGCACGCAAGUUGGCCGAGAAGAUCCUGGCCGUGCCCUACGGCUGGGACAGCGCAACCAAGUCUCCCUUCACGAAGAAGUGGACCGGUGCCACAACGGGAGCAGUCUCUGUUUGUGCUACUUCGGGCCGCCCUGCCUACGCUGUACCUGCGGGGCUCGAGAUGACCGUUGACCAGAUCAUUCCCCCAGAUGCGACUGAGUACGGUAAUCCGUUUGGCAACGGGGAAUUCAAGAUUACCGUCACCAAUAAGACCGGCGCGGGCGUCAUGGUUCCUGUGGUUCAGGUAGGAUCCAAGUACGAUUUUGAGCAGAGCCUUGUGAUCACAGUUGUGGCUUCAGAAGAGGACCCCAGCGUGCGCUGCAUCUUCCCCGAGAACGUUCCUGCUGGCGCAGAGAUGACUCUGAUCCCUGCCGGUGGGUCCAUCUCUGGGACGGUCAACACCCUCAAGCUCAAGGGCAUCGAGUGGCCCUCUGGGGGCAGCCGCGUCUACUUCAACUUUGGGCUUGGAGGCCUUGUUGCCCAGAACUUCUUCUACUACUAUAGCAGCAUUCACGACGCCAUGAGAGCUAAGUAA
Giardia duodenalis is the source of this 846-nucleotide messenger RNA. RefSeq lists its product as uncharacterized. Bases 1 to 846 code for a protein of 281 amino acids. The record is from RefSeq and is a predicted model, not a curated record. The transcript has a single exon. NCBI's taxonomy places the organism in Eukaryota, Fornicata, Diplomonadida, Hexamitidae.